AUGCCCAAACGAAUGAUCGAUAUGUCCAAAAAAUUAUCUUGGUACAUUCAUCUUCUUCUGAAUUAUGGUGUCAAAGAAACUGAUAUCGGCGUCAUUGCACCUUACCGUGCUCAGGUAUCAAAUCUUCGAAAACUCUUACCAAAUUCUAUUACAGUUGAUACAGUCGAUGGGUUUCAAGGGCAAGAGCGUCAAGUUAUUGUGAUGUCUCUUGUUCGAACGAAUGCACUAGGUAAGGUUGGAUUUCUGAACGAAAAACGUCGAUUAAAUGUUGCAGUAACGCGUGCUCGUCGGCAAUUUGUGUUGGUAGGUAAUAGCACAACGAUGAAAAUGGCAGACAGCGAAUAUCUCUAUUCUUUGUUAGAAUAUAUUACGAUUUACGGGACAACCAUUGCACCCUCUGACGUAAUCGAAUUCGAUAAAAAUAUCAAAAUAUCUUCACAUUAA
Messenger RNA from Dracunculus medinensis (Guinea worm), 444 nucleotides. Lineage: Eukaryota; Metazoa; Nematoda; Chromadorea; Rhabditida; Dracunculidae. The record is from the annotation of a GenBank genome assembly.